UUUGAACCAGAGGAUAGUUGGCGACACUGAAUAUUAUCGAUUCUAUGACUUUUGUGAAUAGGUUAUUUGAAAAUUUGAAUAUUUGUCAAUUAUAGCUGAAAAAUCAUGGUUCAUUUCAAAAUUCAAAACCAAAGAUUAUAGAGUUAGGAAUUGAAAUACCAAAAGCCUACAUAGAAAUGGAGAGAAUUUUUUUAAAUUGCAAAACUGAAACACAAAUUUCGCUGUGAUGGAUUUAGUUGUGAAUGAACCUCAACAUAAUGUCCAUGAAAAUAAUGAGGAUCAUAAUUAUUUGAUUGGUGUUAUUCUUGCUGUAAGCUCGUCACUUUUCAUUGGAGGUAGCUAUAUACUGAAAAAGUUAUCUCUCUUGAAACUAAGCAAGUCUAACUCAUCGAGAGCUAGUGCUGGGGGUUUUGGUUAUUUGAAAGAUUGGAUAUGGUGGACAGGAUUUCUUUCAAUGGGCAUUGGGGAGUUUUUGAAUUUAAUUGCCUAUGGUUUUGCACCUGCCUCUUUGGUAACUCCGCUUGGAGCUUUAAGUGUUCUAAUAUCAACAGUUUUAGCUACUAAAUAUCUGCAAGAAAGCCUGACGUCUUCUGGUGGGUUGCGUACUAUGUGUUGUUGGCUCAGUUAUCAUCAUACUCAGUGCUCCAAAAGAAGUUGA
Molecule: messenger RNA, 658 nt
Organism: Coccinella septempunctata (seven-spotted ladybird)
Lineage: Eukaryota; Metazoa; Arthropoda; Insecta; Coleoptera; Coccinellidae
Gene: spict
Product: magnesium transporter NIPA2
Exons: 4
Coding region: 227-658 (143 amino acids)
Biological process (GO): magnesium ion transport
Cellular component (GO): membrane
Molecular function (GO): magnesium ion transmembrane transporter activity
Source: RefSeq, a predicted model, not a curated record